Molecule: messenger RNA, 1678 nt
Organism: Cavia porcellus (domestic guinea pig)
Lineage: Eukaryota; Metazoa; Chordata; Mammalia; Rodentia; Caviidae
Gene: Map2k2
Product: mitogen-activated protein kinase kinase 2
Exons: 11
Coding region: 285-1487 (400 amino acids)
Biological process (GO): protein phosphorylation
Molecular function (GO): ATP binding; protein kinase activity
Source: RefSeq, a predicted model, not a curated record
GCGAGAGCCCGGCGCGCGAUCUCGUGGUCGCCCCCUCCUCUCCUUCGGCCUCCCGGCUCUCUGGCUGCGGCGUCAGCGGCCGCUUUUACCUCAGUCCCGGCGUCCUCGGUGCACCCCUCCCACUCCUGGUCCGCCUGACCGCCCGCCCCUGGCUACCCCGGCGCCGCCCUAGGCCGCGGCCGCAGCUCCGGGCUCGCGUCAGCUCCGCCCGCUCUGCCCGCUCGCGGCCCGCCCCCUAUGGGCCCCGGCUAGAGGCGCCGCCGCCACCGGCCCGCGGAGCCCCGAUGCUGGCCCGGAGGAAGCCGGUGCUGCCGGCGCUCACCAUCAACCCCACCGUCGCCGAGGGCCCGUCCCCCACCAGCGAGGGCGCCUCCGAGGCGAACCUGGCGGACCUGCAGAAGAAGCUGGAGGAGCUGGAACUAGAUGAGCAGCAGAAGAAGCGGCUCGAGGCCUUCCUCACCCAGAAGGCCAAGGUCGGCGAGCUCAAGGACGACGACUUUGAACGGAUCUCAGAGCUGGGAGCCGGCAAUGGCGGCGUGGUCACCAAGGUCCAGCACAGACCGUCGGGCCUCAUCAUGGCCCGGAAGCUCAUCCACCUGGAGAUCAAGCCGGCCAUCCGCAACCAGAUCAUCCGCGAGCUGCAGGUGCUGCACGAGUGCAACUCGCCCUACAUCGUGGGCUUCUACGGGGCCUUCUACAGCGACGGCGAGAUCAGCAUCUGCAUGGAGCACAUGGACGGCGGCUCCCUGGACCAGGUGCUGAAGGAGGCCAAGCGCAUUCCUGAGGACAUCCUGGGGAAAGUCAGCAUCGCGGUGCUCCGGGGCCUGGCGUACCUCCGGGAGAAACACCAGAUCAUGCACCGAGACGUGAAGCCCUCCAACAUCCUGGUCAACUCGAGAGGGGAGAUCAAGCUGUGCGACUUCGGGGUCAGCGGGCAGCUCAUCGACUCCAUGGCCAACUCCUUUGUGGGCACGCGGUCCUACAUGUCUCCGGAGCGGCUGCAGGGUACGCACUACUCGGUGCAGUCGGACAUCUGGAGCAUGGGGCUGUCCCUGGUGGAGCUGUCCAUCGGCAGGUACCCCAUCCCCCCACCUGAUGCCAAGGAGCUGGAGGCCAUCUUCGGCCAGCCUGUGCUGGACAGCCCGGAAGGGCAGCCCCAGAGCAUCUCACCGCGGCCUCGGCCCCCCGGACGCCCCAUCAGUGGUCAUGGAGUGGACAGUCGGCCUGCCAUGGCCAUCUUCGAGCUGCUAGACUACAUUGUGAAUGAGCCACCACCCAAGCUGCCCAGUGGUGUGUUCAGCCUGGACUUCCAGGAGUUUGUAAAUAAAUGCCUCAUUAAGAACCCAGCAGAGCGUGCAGACCUGAAGAUGCUCAUGAACCACGCCUUCAUCAAGCGCUCUGAGGUGGAGGCCGUGGACUUCGCCGGCUGGCUCUGUAGGACCCUGCGGCUCCACCAGCCCGGCACCCCGACACGCAGCGCCGUGUGACAGCGCCCUGCCGCCCCCGGCCACCUGCUGCCACCCGCGCCGCACUCAGGCCGGGACAGGCCCUCGCUUCCCGCCCUGCACCCCGGGAGCCCUGGCGUCCACGGCCCAGGGGAGGGGUGCCCACAGCCAUGGUCAUCGGGCCCUGCUCCCUUAGGCCUCAAUGCGAUGAAACAAAGCGAGAAGAAACUGCA